UGUGAUGAGACGGAUGGAAGGUCUUUCAAACCCAAAAAUAAACUCAUGUGCUGUGUGAUCCAUGUGGGAUUUAUGGAUAAAAUUUACAAUAUAAAAUGUAUUUUUUUAAGCAAACAUGGAGAGGUGAAGCCUCAGCUCGCGGGGGGAGGUCGGUCUCCGGUGUACAGCAGGGGGGUGGGUCUCUGUCUGCUGCACUCAGGCUCAGCCUCGUCACACCCAGGCCGGCCGCGCCCGCCCGCCCGGUCUGCUUCUCCUCCGGACCCCCGGCGGCUCCCGCAGGUCUUUGUCAGAGGCUGCGGGAACUUGGCUCCUCCGAACACCUCCUCCACCUCCGCCCUCUGCCUUCGCUCCGCAGGCUGGCCCGGUAUGGACUCCGCAACAAGUGUGCCGCGUUCUGAGGCGCGCGGGUCAGAAGGCGACCAGCCUCCCUGCGCGCGUGCAGACACGCCAGCUCACGUGCGCUCACAGGACGGGGUUCGCGCAGACGCCGAGUCUUUGCGCAUCACGAUCGGCGGCGGCGCUCCCCCGCGGGCCGUGUGUCGCGGCUGCGACCGCAUCAUCUGCGACCGUUUCCUGCUGUGGGUGAACGGCGCGUGCUGGCACGAGGCGUGCCUACGGUGUGCCGCGUGCCGGCAGCCGCUCGCCACCACCUGCUACGUCAACGACACCAAGCUCUACUGCAGGAGAGACUACCGCCGGUUAUUUUCAGUGAAGUGCAGCGGCUGUCUGGAGAGAAUAGCGGCCACAGACUUGGUAAUGCGAGCUCUGGAGAGAGUUUACCAUCUAAGCUGCUUCUGCUGCUGCAUCUGCGAGCACCAACUGUGCAAAGGAGACGAGUUUGUUCUGAAGGAGGGUCAGCUGUUCUGCAAGCAAGACUACGAGAAGGAGAGGAACCUCAGCAGCAUCAGUGGAGAUAACUCAGACUCAGAUAAGAGUGGAGAGGAAGACUUUGAAACAAAGUCCGAACAUUCUGUCACAGCAGUGAAAGGGAGCGAUGACGGCAAAAACCUUUACCGACCCAAACGACCUCGGACCAUUCUCACCACCCAGCAGAGGAGAGCCUUUAAGGCCUCAUUCGAGGUGUCCUCCAAACCUUGCAGGAAGGUGAGAGAGACUUUGGCUGCAGAGACGGGUCUAAGCGUUCGUGUGGUCCAGGUUUGGUUCCAGAACCAGAGAGCAAAGAUGAAGAAGCUUGCCCGCAGACAGCAGCAACAGCAGGAGCAACAUGCCAGCCAAAGGCUCAGCCAAGAAAUGAUCUCGGGCUGCAUGAAAGGUCUCCUCAGCUCCUACUCUGGACCUCUACCUUCAAACCAGCAUCUGCUGA
Messenger RNA from Oryzias melastigma (Indian medaka), 1324 nucleotides. Its product is annotated as LIM homeobox transcription factor 1-beta. The record is from RefSeq and is a predicted model, not a curated record. Gene Ontology annotation, molecular function: RNA polymerase II transcription regulatory region sequence-specific DNA binding; DNA-binding transcription factor activity, RNA polymerase II-specific. Lineage: Eukaryota; Metazoa; Chordata; Actinopteri; Beloniformes; Adrianichthyidae. Gene Ontology annotation, biological process: regulation of transcription by RNA polymerase II; neuron differentiation. Gene Ontology annotation, cellular component: nucleus.